Messenger RNA from Saccharomycopsis crataegensis, 1545 nucleotides. Its product is annotated as catalase. Gene Ontology annotation, cellular component: mitochondrion; peroxisome; cytoplasm. The transcript has a single exon. The coding region runs from base 1 to 1545 and encodes 514 amino acids. Gene Ontology annotation, molecular function: catalase activity; heme binding. NCBI's taxonomy places the organism in Eukaryota, Fungi, Ascomycota, Saccharomycetes, Ascoideales, Saccharomycopsidaceae. Gene Ontology annotation, biological process: hydrogen peroxide catabolic process; response to hydrogen peroxide. The record is from RefSeq and is a predicted model, not a curated record.
AUGUCUAAUAAGAAAGUUUUCUCCACUUCUGAAGGCUGCCCAGUCAGCGAGCCAUUUGCUACCCAAAGAAUUGGUCAGGAUGGUCCUUUGCUUUUGCAAGAUUUCAGCUUGAUUGAUUCCUUGGCUCAUUUCGAUAGGGAACGUAUUCCUGAGCGUGUGGUUCAUGCCAAGGGCUCUGGUGCCUAUGGUUAUUUCGAGGUCACUGACGACAUUUCUGAUAUGUGUAGCGCUGCUUUCUUGAAUCAGGUUGGCAAGAAGACCAAAACUUUUGUGAGAUUUAGUACUGUUGGUGGUGAAAAAGGCUCUGCAGACACUGCUAGAGAUCCAAGAGGCUUUGCUGUCAAGUUUUACACCGAAGAAGGUAACUAUGACUUGGUCAUGAAUAAUACUCCGGUCUUCUUUAUCAGAGAUCCUUCCAAGUUCCCACACUUCAUUCACACCCAGAAGAGAAACCCAGAAACAAAUUUGAAGGAUCCAGAUAUGUUUUGGGACUAUUUGACUUCAAACCAAGAAGCAAUUCACCAAGUUUGUAUCUUGUUUAGUGACAGAGGCACUCCUUACGGAUACAGAUUUAUGCAUGGUUACUCUGGCCAUACUUACAAGUGGACCAACGCCAAAGGUGAAUGGAGAUAUGUCCAAAUCCAUUUCAAGUGUGAUCAAGGUAUCAAAACUUUUAAUAACGAACAAGCUGGUGAUUUGGCUGGAUCUGAUCCAGACUUUGCUCAACACGAUUUGUUCAAUGCUAUUAAGAAAGGUGAUAAUCCUUCUUGGACUGUGUAUGUGCAAUCAAUGACCCAAGAAGAAGCUGCCAAAUUACCUUUCUCCGUCUUUGAUUUGACCAAAGUCUGGCCACAAUCUCAAUUCCCAUUGAGAAGAUUCGGGAAGUUUGUUCUUAAUGAAAAUCCACAAAACUAUUUCGCCGAAGUUGAACAAGCUGCCUUCUCCCCUUCACAUACCGUUCCAGGUAUCGAAGCUUCCGCUGAUCCAGUGCUUCAAUCGAGACUCUUCUCGUAUCCAGAUACUCACCGUCAUCGUUUGGGUGUUAACUAUAAUCAAAUUCCUGUCAAUUGCCCAUUUGCUGCCCGUUCAGCAUAUGCUCCUCAUAUUAGGGACGGUGCGAUGCAAGUAAAUGGUAAUUUGGGCUCUGCUCCAAACUAUCUUGCAACAAAUGUUCCAGUAGAAGUACGCAGUGAUGUGAAAUUACAAGCACAUCAAGAAGUAUGGACCGGCCCGGCAUUUGCUAAGCACUGGAAAGUGGUUGGACCAAUUGAUUUCCAACAAGCUACUGACUUGUAUGCUAAGGUGAUGUCAAAGCAACCAGGUCAACAAAAAGCCUUGGCCCACAAUGUUGCAGUACAUGCCUCAGGAGCAAAGAGAGAUAUCCAAGACCGUGUCAUUGAUAUGUUUACCAAGGUUCAUCCUAAUUUAGGCGCGGAUAUCAAGAAGGAAAUUUACCAGCUUGAUCCUCGUGAUAGUGACAAAAAUGUGCAAUUGUUCAAUAAGAAUGGAAAAGUUUCCGCUUGUCCUUUCCAUUCUAAAUUGUGA